AUGAACAUAGAGAACCAUGUAAUGAUAAAUGUAGCAAAAAAUGAUAAGAUAAAGAACAACGAAGUGAUAAAAUGUAGCAAAAGUGAUGAGAUGAACAUAGAGAACAAGGAAGUGGUAAAUGUAGCAAAAAAUGAUGAGCUGAACAUAGAGAACAAUGAAGUGAUAAAAUGUCGCAAAAAUGAUGAGAUGAACAUAGAGAAUAAUGAAGUGGUAAAUGUAGCAAAAAAUGAUGAGCUGAACAUAGAGAACAAUGAAGUGAUAAAAUGUUGCAAAAAUGAUGAGAUGAACAUAGAGAAUAAUGAAGUGAUUCACAUAGAGAACAAUGAAGUGAUAAAUGUAGCAAAAAAUGAUGAGAUGAUCAUAGAUAGCAAUGAAGUGAUAAAUGUAGCAAAAAAUGAUGAGAUGAACAUAGAUAACAAUGAAGUGAAAAAUGAAGCAAAAAAUUAUGAGCUGAACAUAGAGAACAAUGAAGUGAAAAAAUGA
Molecule: messenger RNA, 483 nt
Organism: Mercenaria mercenaria
Lineage: Eukaryota; Metazoa; Mollusca; Bivalvia; Venerida; Veneridae
Exons: 2
Coding region: 1-483 (160 amino acids)
Source: RefSeq, a predicted model, not a curated record